AUGUCUGGUUUCUCCGACCUCGUUGGAAAUGGCGCCGAUUGCGGGCCCGGAAACGGAAUGAACGGCCUUGUGAAGCAAUUUAAUAAGGACCACAGUCUGGAGCAGGAUCGGUUCAGCCCGCAAACACAGCCCUCGUCGUCCAAGCAGGCGUUUAGACAGACAUUCCGGCAGAAUGCGCCGGUAGCGUCGCCGCAGACGAUGGGAAAUGAGUUUAUGGCACAAUCCAACAGAGCACAGGGUCCUGGGGCUUUCAACUUUGCCGACAUGCACCGUGAAAUCAACGGCGCGCACACCAAGUCCAGCGUGCCCCAGGCUGACUGGUCGGCGGAUUUUGCUCGGCAUCAAGCGGCAGGUGUCGGCAGCAGCAGCGGAAAUGCUGAGCUCGAGCAUCAGGCGAAUUGGGCAGAGCAGUUCCACCGCCCGGCAGUGCAGGCGCAGAGCGUAGUUCAGGCGCCGGCAAACGCGGCCGUCAUGCGACCCGACCCGAUGGCCAUGGCUUUUAACGAGGCACGCAUGUACUCGAUGAUGUCGGGACCCGGCAUGAUGCUGCAGGGGCCUCCGAUGAUGGCUUAUCAGCAGCAACAACAGGUAGGUGGAACUGCCCAGCAGCAAAUGCCCAAGAUUUCUAAUGUGUCUGAGCAACUAAGUGAAACAGCAAGCAAUGACAAUCUCGCCAAGACCGCAGCUCAAAUAUUGGACUCUAUGAGCCAAAGUGCUAACCCCAAAUUUAAACAAUCCGACUUCUUUUCAUUUAUGCAUCAACUGGCCGACGGACAGGCGACCAUCAGUGGCAACCAGGUGGUGGCGAAUGAAAAGGGCAAACAGGCCGCGUUGCAACAGGAUGCUGUGAGCAACGGGCCGACGUGGGCCACCGAGUUUGAGCGCCGCGCGGAGGAGCUUGUCAACCGCGAAGCGGCGGCGCGAGCGAGCGAGCAAACGCCGCAGGAUGGCAAGAUUUUCUCGGAGGAAUUUGCACGCGGACUGGAGCGCAACUGGGCCGAAGAAUUUGAGCAGACGCUAGACGGGCCGCUGAACGAAUCGUCAGUCAGCGGACACCCGCAGGACGUCGACGCUGGGCUUGACAAGUCGGGCAGCGACUUUCUGCGUGGCGGGGUGGACAGCGACUGGCUGGAGCAAUUCAAGAACAACAUCCAGCCGCUGCUCAACGACCAGGACCGCGAAUGGCUCGACACACAGAAGGAGUGGGAGGCCAUGAACGCGAUGGAGGCGACGCAUCGCGCGGUUGAUCCCGAGCUCAAUAUCUACCGGUUCCAAAACGACAACUACUAUGCGGAUCUGUCACCAGAGGCGCUGCGCGAGACGAUCCAGCAUAUGCAACAGAGUCCUGAGUCAGCCAGUCUGGGGGACAAGAUCCUGGCGCUCGAGAACGCCGUCAUGAAGAACCCGAAAGACGCCGGUAUGUGGCUGCAGCUGGGCCUUAAACAGCAGGAGAACGAACAGGAGCAGGCAGCGAUCGCGGCGCUGCGCAAGGCAAUCUCGCUAGAUCCUGACUCGCUGGGCGCGCACCUUGCGUUGGCCGUGUCAUAUACCAAUGAGGGGUACCAGAUGGACGCAUACGAUGAGCUGCACGAAUGGGUGGCACGCCACCCACGCUACAAGUCGCUGGUGCCAGCUUCAGCAUCCAAUAGCAUGACCAGCAGCGACGGGCGCAAGGACUAUGUGCAGGACAUUUACAUCCAAGCGGCGCGCAUGUCGCCCGGUCAGGACUGGGACCCUGAUGUGCAGGUGGCUCUGGGCGUGCUGUUCAACAUCUCGACCGAGUACGACAAGGCCGCCGACUGCUUCAAGGCCGCGCUAUCAAAGCGCCCUGACGACUACAUCCUGUGGAACCGCUUGGGCGCGACGCAGGCGCAUGUCGGCAGCAACAAGGAUGCCACGACCGCGUACUUCCGCGCGCUUGAGCUGAACCCGAGCUUUAUCCGCGCGCGUUACAAUCUUUCGCUGGCUUCGACCAACAUGGGGCAGCACCGCGAGGCUGCUGAAAACUGCCUCAUAGCACUGUCCCUGCAGCAGCGCGAGAUGAGGUCCCUUGACGAGAAAGGCGGAUCUAUCUCACAGGCCGCAGGCAUGAGCUCGACAAUCUGGAACGCGCUGCAGCUGUCGAUGUACAUGCUUGGCGAGCCCAAGCUUGCCGAGGCCUGCGAGAGCCAGGAUUUGAGCGCCUUCCGCGAAAAGUUUGACUUUUGA
Molecule: messenger RNA, 2208 nt
Organism: Kickxella alabastrina
Lineage: Eukaryota; Fungi; Kickxellomycota; Kickxellomycetes; Kickxellales; Kickxellaceae
Exons: 3
Coding region: 1-2208 (735 amino acids)
Biological process (GO): protein import into peroxisome matrix, docking
Cellular component (GO): peroxisomal membrane; cytosol
Molecular function (GO): protein binding
Source: RefSeq, a predicted model, not a curated record